AUGUCUUUCCUAUUCGGUGGCGGGCGUCCUCAGCCCAGCUCCGCCGAGAAGAUUGCGGCAGCAGAGCAAGAAGUUGAAUUAGUUUCAGACAUGUACAAAAGAUUAACAAAGUCCUGUCUUCAGAAAUGUGUGCCUGCCGACUAUCGCGAAGCUGAACUCAACAAAGGCGAGAGCGUCUGCCUCGAUCGAUGUGUGGCCAAAUUCUUCGAAGUCAACAUCAAAGUCUCGGAAAAGAUGCAAGGAGAGGCUGCGGCAAGAGGAGGAGCCGGUGGCGGCGGUGGUGGUAUGUUCGGCAUGUAA
Exophiala viscosa is the source of this 300-nucleotide messenger RNA. Its product is annotated as Tim10/DDP family zinc finger-domain-containing protein. Gene Ontology annotation, biological process: protein insertion into mitochondrial inner membrane. Gene Ontology annotation, cellular component: mitochondrial inner membrane. The record is from RefSeq and is a predicted model, not a curated record. The coding region runs from base 1 to 300 and encodes 99 amino acids. The transcript is spliced from 2 exons. Lineage: Eukaryota; Fungi; Ascomycota; Eurotiomycetes; Chaetothyriales; Herpotrichiellaceae.